AGGGAGGGGAGAGCCAGGGAGCGCGCGAGAGAGAGCGCGCUGUGAGCGAGGAGGGCGGGCGGGAGGCGGAUCCUUCUACCUGGGGCGCGCUCGCCUGCUCGCAGCUCGCUUGCCCGGGCCGCGAGUCACCUGGGGAGGCGGACAAGUGCGGACACAUUGGCCGCCGCGGCACACCGCGAGGCGCGCACGGCCCCAGGCGGCUGAGCCCAGUGGAGGUAGCGUCCGCCCACCCACCCGCUCACUGUGCCCGGCCCCGGCCUGCGCUCGCAGAGCCCCACGGUCACUCCGCUGGGCUCCGAGGUCGCGGUUCCCAGUCCGGGUCACUCCCCCGGGCGCACGGGGCGGCUGCGGCGCCCUGGGCUCACCAUGGUGGCAACGCGUGCCGGGUGCCCGCGCGUCGCCCGCCGCCCGAGCCGAAGUGCCGGCUGAGCGUGGUCCUCUCACAGCCCCCUGGCCCCUGCCCGGCCCCUGCCCGCUCGCGCGUCCCCUCCGGCCGCAGCUGUCUAUGGCGCAGCCCCCCUCCCUGGAUCAUGCACAGAAACUUUCGAAAGUGGAUCUUUUACGUGUUUCUCUGCUUUGGCGUCCUCUACGUGAAGCUCGGAGCACUGUCGUCCGUGGUGGCCCUGGGAGCCAACAUCAUCUGCAACAAGAUUCCUGGCCUGGCCCCACGGCAGCGUGCCAUCUGCCAGAGCCGACCCGAUGCCAUCAUUGUGAUCGGGGAGGGGGCGCAGAUGGGCAUCAAUGAAUGCCAGCACCAGUUCCGAUUCGGCCGCUGGAACUGCUCCGCCCUGGGCGAGAAGACCGUCUUCGGGCAAGAGCUCCGAGUAGGGAGUCGCGAGGCCGCCUUCACUUACGCCAUCACCGCAGCAGGCGUGGCCCACGCUGUCACCGCUGCCUGCAGCCAGGGCAACCUGAGCAACUGCGGCUGUGACCGGGAGAAGCAAGGCUACUACAACCAGGCAGAAGGCUGGAAGUGGGGAGGCUGCUCAGCCGAUGUGCGUUACGGCAUCGACUUUUCCCGACGCUUCGUAGAUGCUCGCGAGAUUAAAAAGAAUGCCAGGCGCCUCAUGAACCUCCACAACAAUGAGGCAGGCAGAAAGGUUCUGGAGGACCGCAUGAAGCUUGAAUGUAAGUGUCACGGUGUGUCGGGCUCGUGCACCACCAAAACCUGCUGGACCACGCUGCCCAAGUUCCGCGAGGUGGGCCACCUGCUCAAGGAGAAAUACAACGCGGCCGUUCAGGUGGAGGUGGUGCGCGCCAGCCGCCUGCGCCAGCCCACCUUCUUGCGCAUCAAGCAACUGCGCAGCUACCAGAAGCCUAUGGAGACGGACCUGGUGUACAUCGAGAAGUCGCCCAACUACUGUGAGGAGGACGCGGCCACAGGCAGCGUGGGCACGCAGGGCCGCCUGUGUAACCGCACCUCUCCCGGCGCCGACGGCUGUGACACCAUGUGCUGCGGCCGAGGCUACAACACACACCAGUAUACCAAGGUGUGGCAGUGCAACUGCAAAUUCCACUGGUGUUGCUUUGUCAAGUGCAACACGUGCAGCGAGCGCACCGAGGUCUUCACCUGCAAGUGAGGCCGCGGUGCAGGCGCACAAGGCGCCUGCCCAUCCCGCGGCCCUCGCCAUUUUGCACAUCCUUCUUUGCUUCCGGAGCUGCCAGCUAUGGGCACAGGAGGGUAGAAUUGGGGGUAGGGUACUGGGGUACUCCAGGCUCCUUCCUACCUGCUUUGUCCCCUCCAGAGGCACAGCAGUGCCCUGACCUACCCGGCAUCCAAGGCCAACGCAUCGGUCUGGUACCCAAUGGAGACAAAUUCCUUUACUUCUCUUCGGGAAACUGGACCUCAAAGUGAGUGACCACAAGACUCUGAGGAUCACCUCCCUGCCUGGUGGCUGGACAGAGAAAGGCCACACCCACCAGUCACACUCAAAACUGUUUCCUGAGCUGUGUCCUGCUGGCCCCCGGCAGUGUGGAUGGAUGUUGACAAAAUUAUUUAUGUUUUCUUAGCAUCAGUUGAGAACUCAGUACUAACGACCGGGUAGCCAGACCUAACCCUAUCGGAGGUUGCCCCACCACCAUCUCUCUUCACUCUCUUCCCCUCAACCCCUCCCUCGAGGGUCCUCUGCUCCUUGCAGGACCCAGGGUGUCAGGGUUGGCACGGAGGCUGGCUGGUAGGGGAACUCCUUGGCAGCACUCUGGGAGGGGUUUAGCGGGUCUACAAGGCCUGAGAUGGCCUCAGAGGACAGUCCAUCCUCCAUUCCAUUCGGAAACUGUCAUGCAAAUCAAAUGUGGCUUGUGUCAGGUUCCAGGCAUGCCUCUUCCUUUUUCUAGCCCCUCACACCGCCCCCCCCCCGGUCUGCUGCCAAUCUCCACCUCCAGUUUACAUUACAAAUCCCCCUCUACCCUGGAGCCAGCCUGAUCCCCAAGACUGCCCCACAGGUUCAGAAGAGGCCAGGGACGGUCGCCCCACGUGACAGAUGGACACAGAGCAAUCUGAAUCUUCUCUGGAGACCCCAUGGCUCUGUGAAUUAUACCCCCAACAGCCCCAUCCAGCCCAAAUCCUGGAAGCAGCCAAGGUGCUGGGAGGCUGAACCCUCUUCCAUUCUGACUCCGAUGCCAGAGAAUCGGCAUCCAGAAUUUAGGGAUGUAUCUGCUAGGCCCCCUGCGUACUGUCCACAGAUACCUGCUUGAGGGUCCUCACAUUAUGAGGACAUGGGGCCUUCAAGCAGGGGUCUGUGGGAGGCUUAAUGUCCUCUUUCCUCAGGAUCUUCCAGAUGGGGACAUAAGAGCUCAGAGCUGGGCAUCUCCCUCCCUCUCCUCCACAGCACAUGGCAGAGGUAAGGGAUUGCCCAGGGCUGAUGGCACAACUGCCCACAGCCUUCCCUACACUAAGGUGUUUUCAAAGCAGAAAUCCACGGGAAUGUGGGGUUUGGGGGCCACCAAGCCAGGUGGCCUGGACAUUAACCUGGAGAAGGUGACCCUUGUUUGCCCUUGCCUUGCAUCCAGCUGUGGGUCCUGUCAUGUCAGGAUGUUCCAAGCCUCUGGGCCGCUGGAGAUGCCCCACCCUGAUCCUGGCCCCAUCUCCUCAUCCUAAGUCCUGGGAUGCCCUAGUCCAUAGCCCAGUGUCCCCUGUGAGGAGCCUGGUUAACUUAUAUUGUUAUAUAGCGUCCCCUGUCUGUCAUGUCUCUUAAGUUAUUGUGACCUACACUGGGUACUGGAGGGGAUGGGGGAUGGCUUUGGCUGCUGUCCCCCAAGCCAGGCUCCUCCUUCUGCUUGAAACAGACCCUCGGGGCCCCUGGUGCCACCGAGGCAAUUCGCACUGUCCCUGGGCUGCCAGGCACCUGCGCCUGCACUCGGUCAGCCGCAGACCUUGCCUAGGGGAGAGAGGUGGUUAGUGGACCCAGGCAGGGCACUGGCUGUCCCAAUGCUGUGUGCUGGGGUGGAGGUGGCCGGGCACCACAUGUCCUUGAAGUGCCCUACUUCUGAUGGGCUGUGUUGCUGCCUCCUCUGGAGGGGAGCACUUGGCCCCAAUAAA
Alexandromys fortis (reed vole) is the source of this 3538-nucleotide messenger RNA. RefSeq names its product Wnt family member 7B (gene Wnt7b). The coding region runs from base 531 to 1580 and encodes 349 amino acids. The record is from RefSeq and is a predicted model, not a curated record. Gene Ontology annotation, cellular component: extracellular region. Gene Ontology annotation, biological process: canonical Wnt signaling pathway; cell fate commitment; positive regulation of JNK cascade. The transcript is spliced from 4 exons. Gene Ontology annotation, molecular function: frizzled binding; cytokine activity. NCBI's taxonomy places the organism in Eukaryota, Metazoa, Chordata, Mammalia, Rodentia, Cricetidae.